AUGGUUUUCCCUGCGAACGUUCAUUUUGACAAUGGUGAGGUUGAGGUGAUAUGGCAGGAACUGUUUACAGUUGAAAGAGAAAGUGUUGUGAUUGCAAGUAGGUAGCAAAUUCCAUUAGACCUUGCUUUAUGCAAUGACCAUCCACAAAAGUCAAGGUAUGUCAUUUGACUUCCUAGAAGUUGACGUAACACAAGUCUUUGAACCUGGGCAAGCUUAUGUUGCUGUUUCGCGAGCAAGGACUGUUCAAGGUUUACGGAUAACCGGAUGUCGUGAAAGACUACCUGCAAUACCCCAACUUGUCAAGGAAUUUUAUUCCAGUGGUGUUGUAAAUGCUAGUGAGUUUGAGGUAGAAGACAUGCUCAUGUCUUCGAAGAAACAGGACACGAUCAGCAUGCCAAUCGUCAGUGUGGACGAAUGUGUGCCUGUUCCUAGCGCAGCCAAAGAAUCGCAACCAUUUAUGAUAAAGGAAAAGUUCUCGGGGAAUAAACUUCCAGAAGGUGCCAUGGAUAGCAUUCACAGGCGAGUGAAAAAAGAAUUCACGGUAGGUGAUGAUGUUUCUGAUGUUCUUAAGUCGCUGAAAUUAGAAGAAAAUUAA
Molecule: messenger RNA, 595 nt
Organism: Paramuricea clavata
Lineage: Eukaryota; Metazoa; Cnidaria; Anthozoa; Malacalcyonacea; Plexauridae
Source: the annotation of a GenBank genome assembly